Molecule: messenger RNA, 3467 nt
Organism: Vidua chalybeata
Lineage: Eukaryota; Metazoa; Chordata; Aves; Passeriformes; Viduidae
Gene: SPATA20
Product: spermatogenesis associated 20
Exons: 16
Coding region: 604-2943 (779 amino acids)
Biological process (GO): carbohydrate metabolic process
Source: RefSeq, a predicted model, not a curated record
CCGUCGCCGCGUCCCCGCCACUCCGAGAAUCCUCCCCGCACCUCUCCUGUGCUCCCUGCGUUCUCGCUGCAGCGCCCACGUCCCCUGAAUUCUCCUGCAACGCCUUGUAUCCCUUCUGCAUCUCCUCUAGAUUCUCCCUGCACUUUCCUGAGUCCCUCAUAUAACCUUUUCGCACCUGUACCCUUCUCCUGCCUUCCCCGACAUCCUCCCCAUAUCCCUCUUCAUCCCCCUGUAUCCUCCCUAAAUCUUCGCACUAUCGCAGCCCCUGCACGACUUCACAUAUUCUGUACCCGCGUUCUGCACCCCUUUCCCACCUCCUGCAUCCCUCCUGCAUCCCCAUACCCAAACCCCGCAUCUGCCCAGCAGCAGAGGAGUCUCCCUGGUCCUCUCCUGCCCCUCACUCCCCUCACCAUAAAGAGGGCCCCCUGUGCCCCUCCUGCCCACAUCCCCCCCAUGUGAGGGGCUUUUCCUCUCUGAGGGGUUGUUCUCCUUGGGGACACACAGGUCAAGUCCCGCAGAUGCUGCUCCUGCAUUUACAGCUGUUGAGUGCGCCCCCAAAGUGUGCUGGUGGGAGGCGGCUCUGGGAAUGGCCUUCACCCCACCAUGGGUGGGGUGUGCCAAACUGGAGAGCAACCUCCUCUGAGCCUCCAGUGCACAUUUCUAACGGGGAUCGCAGCCAUGUCCACAGUGGGGAUACCCGGCCCCCCCAGCGUCCCUCGUCACACCAACCGCCUGAUUAACGAAAAGUCCCCGUACCUCCUGCAGCAUGCCCACAACCCUGUAGAUUGGUACCCUUGGGGUCAGGAAGCCUUUGAUAAAGCAAAGACAGAAAACAAGCUGAUAUUCCUGUCAGUUGGCUACUCUACCUGCCACUGGUGCCAUGUCAUGGAGGAGGAGUCCUUUAAGAGCAAGGAGAUUGGGGAGAUCAUGAAUGAGCACUUUGUAUGCAUCAAAGUGGAUCGUGAGGAGCGGCCAGAUGUGGACAAAGUGUACAUGACCUUCGUGCAGGCCACCAGUGGUGGAGGUGGUUGGCCCAUGAGUGUCUGGCUGACCCCAGACCUCAAGCCCUUUGCUGGGGGAACGUAUUUCCCUCCUGAGGAUGGAGUUCAUCGUGUUGGUUUUCGGACUGUGCUUCUCCAGAUCGCAGAGCAGUGGAAGGAGAACAAAGAUGCCCUGUUGGAGAGCAGCCAGAGGAUUCUGGAAGCAUUGCGACACACAUCAGAGAUCCGUGUGCAGGGCCAGGAGUCACCCCCACCAGCCAAAGAGGUGAUGGACACCUGUUUUCAGCAGCUCUCCAGAUCCUAUGAUGAGGACUAUGGUGGCUUUUCCAAAUCUCCCAAGUUCCCCACCCCAGUGAAUUUGAAUUUCCUGUUCACAUACUGGGCCCUGCACCAAACAACUCCAGAAGGUGCCCGGGCACUGCAGAUGGCUCUGCACACCCUCAAGAUGAUGGCCCAUGGGGGCAUCCAUGACCACAUUGGUCAGGGGUUUCACCGCUACUCCACCGACCAGCACUGGCAUGUCCCUCACUUUGAGAAGAUGCUCUAUGACCAGGGGCAGCUGGCAGCCAUGUACAGCAGAGCCUUCCAGAUCUCUGGGGAUGAAUUCUUUGCUGAUGUUGUCCGAGACAUUCUACUCUACGUCUCACGUGACCUGAGUGACCAGGCAGGAGGUUUCUAUAGUGCAGAAGAUGCAGACUCCUACCCAACCACCACAUCCAGAGAGAAGCGAGAAGGAGCUUUCUGUGUGUGGGCAGCCAAGGAGCUCCGGGCUCUCCUCUCUGAUCCUGUUGAGGGGGCCACAGAGGGGACAACCUUGGGAGAUGUCUUCAUGCACCACUAUGGAGUGGAAGAGGCUGGCAACGUGGACCCUGUGAAGGACCCCUAUCAGGAGCUGAAGGGAAAGAAUGUCCUCAUUGUCCGCUGCCCCCCGGAGCUGACGGCAGCCCAAUUCGGGCUGAAGCCAGGCCGGCUGAGUGCCCUGCUGCAGGAAUGCCAACAGAGACUGUCUUCAGCCCGGGCACAGCGGCCACGGCCACACCUGGACACCAAGAUGCUGGCAGCAUGGAAUGGGCUGAUGAUCUCGGGCUUUGCCCAGGCUGGGGCUGCCCUAGCCGAGCAGGGAUAUGUGAGCAGGGCUGCACAGGCAGCUGCUUUCCUGAGGACACACCUUUUCGACCCAGACAGCGGGAGGCUACUGCGGAGCUGCUAUCAGGGCAAGCACAACUUGGUGGAGCAGAGCGCUGUGCCCAUCCAGGGCUUCCUGGAGGACUAUGUCUUUGUCAUCCAGGCACUCUUUGACCUGUAUGAAGCCUCGCUGGAGCAGGGCUGGCUGGAGUGGGCCCUUCAUCUCCAGCACAUGCAAGACAAGCUCUUCUGGGACCCUAAAGGCUUUGCUUAUUUCUCCACUGAGGCCAGCGAUCCCUCCCUGCUCCUGCGUCUCAAGGAUGACCAAGAUGGAGCAGAGCCCACCCCUAACUCUAUCGCUGUCACAAACCUGCUCCGAGCAGCUUGUUACUCUGGUCAUAUGGACUGGGUGGAAAAAGCCGGCAAGAUCUUGGCUGCCUUCUCAGAGAGGUUGCAGAAGAUCCCGAUAACCCUCCCAGAGAUGGUCCGGGCCACCGCUGUCUUCCAUCACACCCUCAAACAGCUCUGUUUUCUUCCUCCUGCCACCCACCCUCCCCCUGGACAGAUCAUCAUCUGUGGGGACCCCCAAGGAGAAGACACCAAAGAGAUGCUGCAUUGUGUCCACUCUGUCUUCAGCCCAAACAAGGUGCUGAUGGUCGCAGAUGGAGACAACACUGGGUUCCUCUACCGCCAGCUGCCUUUCCUUGCAUCCCUGGAGAGGAAGGAUGGGAAAGCCACUGCCUAUAUCUGCAGCAACUUCACCUGCUCCCUGCCUGUCACCUCUGUCCAGGAGCUGCGUGGGAUGCUCAGCCUGUGAGCCCCUCAGUCCUGCUGCCUGUGGGAAGGCAAGAGUGGGACAGGCUGGCAUAGGAACAUGGGAGAACCCCAUAACAGAGGCAACCUGAGGACCAUCCCAGAUGGUUCCUAGCAGUGCAGUGGGGCUGUGCCCUUCCCCAUCUGCAGCAGGUUGGGGUCUGCUUGCACUAUUGCUCCAGCAGCGUCUCAGCACAACUGACUGUGGUCCUGGGUGCUGUUUUUGGUAUGACCAGGAGACAUCCACGGAGGAGCAUCUCCUGCCCCUGUAUACAUGCUUGCUUCUCACCUCUUCUUGCUAAGGAAAAGGAAACCGAUUUAAAUAUAAAUCCCAGUGUUAAUGGAGAAGUCAGAUGGGAAAACUGUUAGGGUUCCUAUGGCAACCCAGGGUAACACUGUCAAAAGCACCUGGAUGACUUAGGAGUCAAGCGCUCUUAAAAGUGUUACUGGCUACAUCAGCUGUGGUAUUUUUCCAUUACAGGAGAUUGUAAUAUACAUUAACUUAAUAUAUAGUGCAUGGAAAAAGAC